UUUUCCCGUCCCCAGGGCCUGGUGAUGGUGGUGACGGGCGGCUCGGGGUUCCUGGGCUCGCACCUGGUGCAGGUGCUGCUGGAGGCGGAGCCGGAGCUGCGGGAGCUGCGGAUCCUGGACCUGAACCCCGACCCCGCGGCCGUGCCCGAGCGCCACCGCUCCCGUGUCCGCCUGUUCCGCGGUGACGUCGGUGACCUCGCGGCGCUCGGCGCCGUCCUGGGCGGGGCCGACGUCGUGUUCCACAGCGCCUCCCUGGUGGACGUGUGGGGGAACUGCAGCGCCGAGGCCAUGGCCAGGGUCAACGUGCUGGGCACCAAGAACGUGAUCCGGGGCUGCCGGGCCGGGGGGGUCCCGGUGCUGAUUUACACCAGCAGCAUGGAGGUGGUGGGGCCCAACACCCGCGGGGACCCCUUCGUCAGGGGGGACGAGCAGACUCCGUACCCCACGCGGCACUCGGAGCCGUACCCGCUGAGCAAGGCCCAGGCCGAGCGCCUGGUGCUGGAGGCCAACGGCAGCACGAUCUCAGGGGGGGGUCGUUUGGUCACCGUGUCCCUGCGCCCCACGGGGAUUUUCGGGGAGCGCCACCCCCUGCUGGAGCUGUUCUACCGCCGGGGCCGCGGCCUGGGCGGGGUCGUGCCCCGAACGCUGCCCCAGAACGCCGAGCACGGCCGCGUGUACGCAGGCAACGUGGCCUGGAUGCACGUCCUGGCCGCCCGCGCCGCCCGCUCCCGCCCCGACUCGGUGGGCGGCGAAUUUUUCUUCUGCACCGACUGCUCCCCGUGCGUCCCCUACGAGGAUUUCAACAUUCUGCUCCUGGGCCCGGCCGGGCUCCACUUCGGGGGCCCCCGGCUCCCCAAAUCCCUGCUGGGGCUCCUGGCCCGGCUCAACGGGGCCCUCAGGGAGGUUUUGGGGUUUUUGGGGGCCAGGUUUGCGCCGCUGCUGAACCCCUACACCUGGGCCGUGGCCAGCACCCCCUUCACCGUCAGGAGCCACAAGGCCCGGAGCCGUUUGGGCUACCGGCCGCUCUUCUCCUGGGAGGAGGCGCGGGACAGGACGGUGGCGUGGGUCAGGCAGCUGGGGGGGGCCUGAGCGGGGGGAAAAUAGGAAAAAACGGGGUUAAAAUAUCAAAAAAUGGGAAAAAACGGGGUGGAAA
This is a messenger RNA of Catharus ustulatus (Swainson's thrush), 1153 nucleotides long. It is a transcript of the gene HSD3B7, whose product is annotated as hydroxy-delta-5-steroid dehydrogenase, 3 beta- and steroid delta-isomerase 7. Gene Ontology annotation, molecular function: 3-beta-hydroxy-Delta5-steroid dehydrogenase (NAD+) activity. Lineage: Eukaryota; Metazoa; Chordata; Aves; Passeriformes; Turdidae. Gene Ontology annotation, biological process: steroid biosynthetic process. Bases 25 to 1089 code for a protein of 354 amino acids. The record is from RefSeq and is a predicted model, not a curated record. The transcript has 6 exons.